ACUCUACGUUGGUAGGACUUAUUGGGGAGGCUUUCGCGUAAUUUCUUCACUGCCUGCUUUAUGUACUCAUCUUGAUCAGGAGAAGUUGUGGUCCGUCACUUCACAGUGCCCUCAGACGUUUGCUGGAAGUCGGUGCAAAAGGACAAUUCUUUGGUUGCAUUUUUAAGUGUUGGAGUUUUGUUGUAGAUUGCAGUACUCGAUUAAGUUUGUUUAGUGUUAAUAUUUAUUCGAUUAUACUGUUGGAUAACUACUAGCGGAACAACAUGUUGAACACAGGAAAACUUGCCGGCAGAACGCUUUUCAUCACCGGAGCGUCCCGAGGAAUUGGCAAAGCGAUCGCCUUGAAGGCGGCCCAGGAUGGAGCAAACAUAGUGGUGGCCGCUAAGACGGCAGAACCACACCCGAAACUGCCUGGAACCAUCUACACGGCGGCGGCGGAGAUCGAGGCGGCUGGUGGCAAGGCUCUUCCCUGCGUGGUUGACGUCCGCGAUGAGAAUGCCGUUCGGGCAGCGAUCAAGAGUGCCGUGGAAAAGUUUGGCGGCAUCGACAUCCUGGUCAACAAUGCUAGCGCUAUCUCGUUGACACCCACCGAGCAGACCGACAUGAAGCGUUAUGACCUGAUGCACAACAUCAACACCCGAGGCACGUUCUUGGUGUCCAAGGAGUGCAUUCCGUACCUGAAGAAGAGCAACCACGCACACAUUCUGAACAUUUCACCGCCGCUGAACAUGAACCCGAUUUGGUUUGGAAACCAUGUUGCCUACACGAUGGCCAAAUACGGCAUGUCCAUGUGUGUCCUCGGAAUGGCCCGUGAAUACGCCAGUGCUAACAUCGCAGUUAACGCGUUGUGGCCACGCACUGCCAUCUACACUGCGGCGAUGGAGAUGUUGACCGGAAAGGAGAGUGACCAGUACUCGCGGAAGCCGGAAAUCAUGAGCGAUGCUGCGUACGCAAUCCUGUGCAAGGAACCAAAGUCCACCAAUGGAAACUUUUUCAUCGACGACGAAGUCCUCAAAGCAGCGGGAAUCAGCGACAUGAAGCAGUACGCGUGUGUCCCCGAGAAUGCGGACAAACUGAUGCCGGACUUUUUCCUGGACACACCACCAGAGCAGCUGGUCGAGUUUGCCGCCGAGGGAAGUCACGCCGCGUCGCUGAAGAAACCGGCUGCCAGCGGCAAAAUCGAGGGUCUCUUCCAGAAGAUCGAGUCGCUUCUGAGCGAAGAGAUUAUCAAGAAGACCGGAGCCGUGUACCAGUUCAACGUGAAGGGCGCAGAAGCCGGAGUGUGGUUCGCGGAUUUGAAGAAUGCCCCCGGCAGUGUUGGCAAAGGAGAACCCCCGGCGACGGCGGACGCUACGCUCACGAUGGACUCGAAGCACUUUUUCGACAUGUUCAGCGGCAAGCUGAAGCCGGCCAGUGCGUUCAUGACGGGAAAGCUAAAGAUUUCCGGCGAUCUGCAGAAGGCCAUGAAGCUGGAGAAGUUGAUGGGUGGACUGAAAUCAAAGCUUUAAGCUAGUAUUUUGUUUUGCUGAUGGAGGGGUUACAAAAGCAUGUGAAAAGGGCAAUUAUUAUAAUAAAUUCCAUUAUUUUUGGUAA
This is a messenger RNA of Culex pipiens pallens (northern house mosquito), 1593 nucleotides long. It is a transcript of the gene Hsdl2, whose product is annotated as hydroxysteroid dehydrogenase-like protein 2. The record is from RefSeq and is a predicted model, not a curated record. The coding region runs from base 264 to 1508 and encodes 414 amino acids. NCBI's taxonomy places the organism in Eukaryota, Metazoa, Arthropoda, Insecta, Diptera, Culicidae. Gene Ontology annotation, cellular component: mitochondrion. The transcript has 3 exons.